Molecule: messenger RNA, 1036 nt
Organism: Labeo rohita (rohu)
Lineage: Eukaryota; Metazoa; Chordata; Actinopteri; Cypriniformes; Cyprinidae
Gene: cldn18
Product: claudin 18
Exons: 5
Coding region: 101-1036 (311 amino acids)
Biological process (GO): cell adhesion; bicellular tight junction assembly
Cellular component (GO): plasma membrane; bicellular tight junction
Molecular function (GO): structural molecule activity
Source: RefSeq, a predicted model, not a curated record
ACUUUAAAAAGCAGUCUCACCCUCUUCAGCUUCAGUUAGCCUCAACACUUGCACCAACAACUUCUCCAGGUCCUAGACAAGAAACGAAGACAGAAGCAGGAUGACUUCCCAAGCGCUGCAGACCGCGGGUUUUGUAACAGGUGCCGUCGGUACAGUUGGAGUUCUUGCUGCCACUAUUAUGGAUGUGUGGUGCACCGAUCACUCAGAGAACGAUCCAGCUUCCAACAGCCAUUACAGGGGCCUGUGGAAGGACUGCGAGGUAGCCGAGUCUGGACUCGCCGAGUGCCAAUCUUUCAACAGCCAUCUGAGCUUCACAAGAAUCCUUCAGGCUGUUAGAGCUCUGAUGGUAUUAGCAAUUAUAUUAGGUGUGAUUGCAGUGGUCAUCGGAUGCUUCUGCCUAAACUGCAUCAAUGUUAGAAGUAUGAAUACGACGGCCAGGUCCAAGCUGGUGCUAGCCGCAGGGAUUCUGUUUAUAAUUGCUGGCGUUUUUGAUAUUUCUGGAUCAUCAGUGUAUGCUGAUCAAUUAGUGCCUAGUUUCAUGGUCCGAUCCCCAGCCAGAUCCACUCACAAAUCAGAAGAGACGGGAGCAAUAUUAUGUCAGAAUGGCAUGGGCAUGGGCCAGAUCACAAGCCAAGACACAGGCAAGGGCACAGGCCCAGGCCAUUUCCAAGUCCAUGGCCAAGUCCAUGGCCAAGUCUAUGGCCAAGGCCAAGGCCAAGGCCAAGUCUAUGGCCAAGGCCAAGGCCAAGGCCAAGGCCAAGUCUAUGGCCAAGGCCAAGGCCAAGGAAUGGGCAUGGGCAUGGGCUCAGGCACUGGCAUGGUCAGGUACACAUUUGGCGCAGCCCUCUAUAUUGCCUGGGUAGCAGGAGUUUUGUUAAUUUUGGCAGGAAUUUUGAAGUGCAUUUCAUUCAAAACAAUGCAACUCAUUGGCGACACAAGAGAGGCAUAUAUUUACAACGCCACAGCCCAAUGCAGGGGAGCAGAGGAGGAAAAUCGCCUCCAGAGAAUCAGAGGAGAUCAACAACAACAAAUUUAG